This is a messenger RNA of Molossus molossus (Pallas's mastiff bat), 1370 nucleotides long. It is a transcript of the gene PSME3IP1, whose product is annotated as proteasome activator subunit 3 interacting protein 1. NCBI's taxonomy places the organism in Eukaryota, Metazoa, Chordata, Mammalia, Chiroptera, Molossidae. The coding region runs from base 273 to 1037 and encodes 254 amino acids. Gene Ontology annotation, cellular component: nucleus. The record is from RefSeq and is a predicted model, not a curated record. The transcript is spliced from 8 exons.
UCAAAAGGAAUACAAAAGCAAAGGCUAUUUUCUUUUUCUUUUCUUUCUUUCUUUUUUCCUAAAGAGCAAGCGGCGGUGGCGGUGGCGGCUCGGGGUGAGCGCUACUGAGGAGAGGGUGUCCCGCCUCCCGCGCGUCGGUAGAUUCUCGGACCCCAUCCCUGGAUAGUCUGACUGAGUAGGUGUGGAGUGGGACGCAGAAACCAGGUGUCGGCCUGGUGGUCAGAUUUCCCAAUGACUUCUUGGGUACCGACUGUGAGACUGAUUGUUCCAUUAUGGAUGGAGGAGAUGAUGGUAACCUUGUUAUCAAAAAGAGAUUUGUGACCGAGGCAGAACUAGAUGAACGGCGCAAAAGGAGGCAAGAAGAAUGGGAGAAAGUUCGAAAACCUGAAGAUCCAGAAGAAUGUCCAGAGGAGGUUUAUGACCCGCGGUCUCUAUAUGAAAGACUACAAGAACAGAAAGACAGGAAGCAGCAGGAGUAUGAGGAGCAGUUCAAAUUCAAAAACAUGGUAAGAGGUUUAGAUGAAGAUGAAACCAACUUCCUUGAUGAGGUUUCUCGGCAGCAGGAAUUAAUAGAAAAGCAACGAAGAGAAGAAGAACUGAAAGAACUGAAGGAAUACAGAAGUAAUCUCAGCAAGGUUGGAAUAUCUCCAGAAAACAAGAAGGAAGUGGAGAAGAAAGUGGCUGUGAAACCCAUAGAAACCAAGAACAAGUUCUCCCAGGCAAAACUGUUAGCAGGAGCUGUGAAGCAUAAGAGCUCAGAGAGUGGCAACAGUGUAAAAAGACUGAAAUCGGACCCUGACCCGGAUGACAAGAAUCAAGAAGCCCCGUCCUGUGUGUCCCUUGGAAGCACGUCCCUGAGUGGUCCCUCCAUCCACUGCCCCUCUGCUGCAGUCUGUAUCGGCAUCCUCCCAGGCUUGGGCGCCUACUCUGGGAGCAGCGACUCUGAGUCCAGCUCCGACAGCGAAGGCACCAUCAACGCCACCGGCAAGAUCGUCUCCUCCAUCUUCCGAACCAACACCUUUCUUGAGGCCCCCUAGCUUCUGUGUCCUUACCUCAGGGAGCUCCUCCCCAAGAGUAGACCAGAUGGAUGGUUCAUCUGCCUCCAGGCAUUACCUCCCUCAGAAAACUUUUUUGCCUGUUUCCUGUGCACACCGUGACAUUUUUAACCUCAUCUAAAAAUGUGCCAGCAUCCACCUGUGGCCCGACUUGUGUUUGGUUUCUCUUUCCUCUCCAGUGCAGAUGCCCACACCUGUCCCACUGCCUCAUUCCUCACUGAUGUGUUGGGGUGGGGGCCAGGGCCCGGCAGAAACUCCACUAAAAAUGCCCUGGGAAGACAGGACAGCUGGCUUGCACAGGGUUUGUUUGUAUUA